Molecule: messenger RNA, 5656 nt
Organism: Vombatus ursinus (common wombat)
Lineage: Eukaryota; Metazoa; Chordata; Mammalia; Diprotodontia; Vombatidae
Product: POU domain, class 5, transcription factor 3-like
Exons: 5
Coding region: 3983-5368 (461 amino acids)
Biological process (GO): regulation of transcription by RNA polymerase II
Molecular function (GO): RNA polymerase II cis-regulatory region sequence-specific DNA binding; DNA-binding transcription factor activity, RNA polymerase II-specific
Source: RefSeq, a predicted model, not a curated record
CAGUCUGAGCUGUGGGAGACCCAAGUCUAGAGGCUUUGAGUCUGAAUCUCUGGGCCCUUGUCUCUAAUUGGAGUAUUUCUUGUCAGGUCUGUGGUCUCACUUUGUUGACUUUGGUCUGUAGUGCUUUCUGUGGUCUAUUUUGGGGUCUUUGGGAAUAUGGUUUUGUAGGGUGUUGGACUCUGUGAUUGGGGGGGACAAGUGUAUUUCUGUGUGAUCUUUUGUCUUGUGUAAUAUUUGGGGAGUCUCUCUAAGUUCUUGGGGUUUGAAUUGGGGGGGUACUGCUUUGUGAUCUUAAGAGGUUUUAAGAUCUCUUAGUAGACUUGGGACAUUUUUAGGCUAGGCUUCUGGGGGCCUGAGCCUUGUCCUCUUGGGUGGACUGGCCCUGGGAGGGAGGGGGGGAGAAGAUGGGAUAGUUAUCAUGCUAAUGGCCUCACUGGGGGAAGAGGGGAAGUCCUGUAGCCUGGCUGCCUUGAAGUGCAGCCUAUGAUCAACCCCUCCCCCCAGGGGUGGGCUAGUAGCCCUGAGACGGUCUAGGGGGGGAGUUGGGAGAAAGUGAACUGACAGUUCCCGGAAACCUAUUCAUCACCCACCCAAGGUAGUGAGUGACCUUGGGGAAGGCAAGAAGAGUUAAAACCUUUUUUUUUUUCUUUCCUCUUUUGCAGCCAUAAGUAGGUGACCUUAGGACCUAUAACCUGGAAUGUUGGCCACUGGCUCUGAGAUUGGGGAGGUAGGGUAUGUUUGGAGGAAGCAGGAUUUAACUUGGCCUCCUCCAGAUAUGAAAGACAGUCCCUAGGCUGGAGGAGGUGGGGAUGAAAGAGGGCUCCCUAGGGUUUGUGAAAGAGCUGGUGGGGGUAGAGGGGAGUUGAGAGCCAGCCUUCAAAGGCCUAAACUUAUAGUGUCAGGGAUUGAAAGGAGAGAGGCUUUCCAGUUUUCUGAGGGGAUUUGAGGUGGGGCUGCUUCCUAAAAGCUCCUUGUAGCCCUGCCCCUUCCCCCAGCCUCACCUAGGGCUAUGAUCUCUCCCCCCAGGCAGCCACUUUUAAAAACUGUGUCAUUGUGGUCCACCAGGGUUCUAAUGGCUUCUGCUCUGACCUGGAGCCCUGGGGUGGUGGGGAGGGCACAGGUCCUAUGGAGCCUGAAGUACUCUUAGGGGAGGGUGCCAGACCAGGUAGCCAGGGAUUGGACUGGAAAGCCUUGAGCAUCAGGCAUGAACAUUGAUUCGAUAUUUCUCAACUGCCUCACAAUCCAAUUUGAGAGAUAAGACUCUCAUCACAAUAUGGGACUGUGUGAGUGAGGCUUACAUUUAUAUAGUGCUUUAAUAUUUACAAAACACUUUUACAUUUUCUCUUUAAAACCCUGUGAGGUGGAUAGUGCAAGUGUUGUCUCUCCAUUGAAGAAACAAAGAGGCUCAGACAGGUAAAUGACUUUCUUCCUAAGGUCACAUGGCUAGUAACUCAAAGCUAGGUCUCCUGACUCCUUGAUGCAGCCAAAUUUCCACUACAUCAAACUGCCUUCCUCUCAGGGGUGGAGGUGGGAAAGUGUAAGAGGAGAUCAAGGUGGGGGAUCAGUGUGAACCUGGGUGGUCAAGGAAUGCCUGCUGAAUGAGAUAGGACUUCAGCUGGAUCUUGGAAUGGUUUUGAUAGUAUGAGAUUGGGAAGUGGAAGACUUUCCAGGAGAGAAAACAAUCAGCUGAGGCUCAGCAAAGGCAAGGUUUUGUAAGCUCCUGGAGGGCAGUGUCUCUAGUUCCUAACCCAAUUCCUUGCACUUAGCAGCACUUAAUAAACACUUGUUGAAUUGGAUCUCAAAUGGCAUGGCACCUCUUACCAUACUUAUUCUGUAUUUUGUAUUACAGUUAGGUGUGUAUAGGUUAUAUCCUGCUUUAGUAGGCUUCUGACUAGGAACCCUGUCUUAUUUAAAUUUGACAGAGUUCUGCACCCAACUAGGCUUUUAAUAAUUUUCAUUGAAUUAAGUCGCUUUAGAGACAGUGAAUAGAUUAGUUUGACUGGGCACCUGGCUGGUAUAGGAAAGCAGUGAGAAAUCAGGGGCCAAUUCCUGGGAGACUGAGUGCUGGACUGAGGAUUUUGGUGCUGGUUCUGGAGCCAUUGUAGGUUUUUUAAGAAGGGGAAAUGAUGUAAUCAAAGCUAUGCUUGAGGAGGAUUAAUCUGGCACCCCAGUGCAGAGAAGAUUGGAAGAGAAGGCCUGUUUAGGAAGCUUGCCUCAGGAUGUCUAUUAAGAUUGUUGAAGUUAGCGAAGUGAUUAGAUGGAGGGGAGCUAAGGAAGAAGGAGGCUCAGAGAUAACUGGCUUUGGAUAUAGAUAAAGUCAGGUGGCUUGGGUUUGGGGGUGGUAGGGGAGAUGUGGGAGGUGAGUUUGGGACAUCUUGACUUUGAGUAGAGGUAGUCAUCCUGUGGGCUUGUCUCACAGACAUGUGGAGAUGCUGCCCUGAACUAUGGGGGGAAAAGCUAGGCCUGCAGAGAUGGUCUUAAAGGACAGGAUAUUUAUUAUGCAAGAAGAUCCUGGGUUUUAUGGUCCCUAGGGAAGUAUCCAGGGAUCUCUGGGGCCCACAGAUUUUGUGUCUGCGUCUUCCUCCACCCCAGGUUAAUGAUUCUGAGAUUUGAAGGAACUUUAUCAGCUGCGUGUCUGGCCUCUGGCUGGAGAGAAAUUCUGGGAGGUGGCAAGCCCCACCCAGUCCUCCCUGAGGGAGAGGGAGGUAUCUGUUCUGAUCUGCCCCUCCCUUUAGCCACUUCACCUUCUCUCCCAUUCUCUGUCCCUUAAUAAUAACCUCCCCAUGACCUUGUGACGUCCCUUGCCUUCUUUGAGUGCCUCAGUCUCACAUCUUGGCAGGGGGAGAGAAAGGGAAAGGGGGAGAGGGACCUCCUUUAUCAAGGAACAGUAGUCAUUAGGUGGUAAAGUUUUAGUACUAAUCAGGAUGGGGAAGGAUUAUAAGAAAGGCUAGAUUAAUUGUGUAGGUCUCUGUAGGUGGGUGUUUGUUUCACCUAUAUCUGCAUGUACGUUUCUAUCAGCUUGUGCAUGUGGGUUUCCAUGAAUCUAUGGGUCAGUGCCCGUAUAUGUGAAUGUGUGCUUUGGUCUGUGUCAUAUGCAUAUGUUUUUGUGUGUGGAUCUGUUUUGUCUAUGUGGAUGUUUGUGUGUCUGUCUGGUGGUGUCUGUGUCUUUGUGUGUUCAAUCCACAAGUGGUUACUGGGCCUUUAGCACACAUGUCAUUUUACCACAGACCCCCAAAGAGGCCCUGGGGUUUUUUUGGGGGGAAGAGUGGUCUUGAGUUCUCCUCACCUCCCAGGUCAGCCCCCCAGCUACUCAGGGCCAUUAGACAAAUUGUUAUUUGCAUUAACAAGUGUGUCAGGGAAAGGCCAGGAACGGCCCCAGCAAUUGUCCCUGACUGGCACUCAGGCCUUUAUGGUGGGGCUCCUGGAGCCUGCAUUUUUAGGAGCCCUGAAUCCCUAGGGGAGGCCCAAUAAGGCUCUAAACACCGGUAAAUAAUGCCUCCUCCUUGCCUCCCACCAGUGCAGAGGUUGGGUGGGGGAAGGGGGCGGGGUUGGAGGUGGAGUUAAAAGCAAGUAAGUCCCCCACUCAAUGAACCUCUACCCCUGCCCCAGCCAAAGGAUACCCAAGUUCAUUCUCAGCCCCCUCCUCUCUAUUGUUUUAAAGGGCCAAUAGCUGGGAUGCUAUUAACAUAAUGAUUGAAAGCUCUAGGGCCCUGGGUGGGAGGGGAGGGGUCAGGCUUGUCCCCCAGCACUAGCAUCGACUACAGAGUCUCCUCUUCAAAAUCUGAGGGGGCCUUGCCCCCCUGUGCACUCUGAGGUCCAAGUGCCUACACUUCCAGUCCAGUCCAGUCCAUCGAUCAAGCACCAGUAGCUACGGCUCUACGUCCGCGCCCAGGACCAAGACGAAGAGGCAAAGAAGCCAUCCCAUCAGAGAGGGAAGGUCUGGGUCCUACCUUCAGCUACAGCCAGCCAAGUCAAGCUGGGCAUGUUUAACCACGAGGGGCUGCCUCCAGGCAACUUCAGCCUGGGCCAGGGUACGAUGCCCGAUGGGUCCUCCCACUAUGGUAAAAGUGGCUACGUCGGGGGAAGCGCUCCAAGACCAUCCCAGCCCCAGCCACAAUCCCAGACCUUCUUUACCUUCCCUUCAGCAGUGAAGAGUGAGUACAGCUUGGAGGGACCCUCGACCCCCGACUCCAGCCAGACCAAGGGGUGGUAUGCCUUCUCAGCGCCCCCACCCCCAGCUGAAGCCGGGCAGGUCAGUGCCUCCCACAACCUUCACCUCAUGCCACCCAAAGAGGAAGACUCAUCCUGCUCUUCCCCUUCCUCAUCAUCCUCUGGGGCUCCUGAUCGGGACCUCAGGGAGACCGAAGCUAAGUACUGCGCCCAUCCGGGCCCAGCCUACUACGCGCCUGCCUGGACGGGGCCCUUCUGGCCGGGCCUGGGUAGCAGUGGCUCAGUUCCCACUGGGGCUCUGCCAGGUCCCCCUCUCCCUCCUCACCCUCUCCAGGCUCUGGGGACCUUUCCGGGUCCCAGGCCCCUUUACCCAGCCCCUCUCCAGCAGCCCCAGCCAGGACUGGGCAGCAGCAGCAGCAGCAGCAUCGGCAGCAGUAGCAGCAUCGUCAGCAGCAGUAACGUCAGCAGCAGUGUCAGCAGCACCAGUGGUUCAAGUGGGGCAGCCAGUGAGGAGGGCAUCCCGUCUAGUGAUAGUGGAGAGGAGGACACCCCAACCUCCGAGGAACUGGAGCUGUUUGCCAAAGAACUGAAACACAAGCGAAUUUCCCUGGGUUUCACUCAGGCUGAUGUGGGCAUGGCCUUGGGCACACUGUAUGGAAAGAUGUUCAGUCAGACAACCAUCUGCCGGUUUGAAGCUCUGCAAUUGAGCUUUAAGAAUAUGUGCAAAUUGAAACCACUACUUCAGAGGUGGCUGCAGGCUGUUGAGAACACCGACAACCCUCAGGAGAUGUGCAGUAUGGAACAAGUGCUAGCCCAGGCCCGAAAGCGUAAACGUCGUACAAGUAUUGAGACCAGUGUGAAGGGGACCCUAGAGGGCUUCUUCAGGCGUUGUGGGAAGCCCACUCCACAGCAAAUCUGUGACUUGGCAGAAGAGCUGCACCUGGACAAAGAUGUGGUUCGAGUAUGGUUCUGUAACCGAAGGCAGAAGGGUAAGCGGCUUCUUCUGCCCUAUGGGGAAGAUGGCGAAGCAUUGCCUUAUGAGCUGGCCCCAGGCACUGCCCUUGUCUUGCCAACUGCUGCUGUACCCCAGAACUAUGCAGCACCCCCGCCACCUGUGCCCCCUGCACUCUAUAUGUCUACCUUUCCUAAGGGUGAGCCCUGCAUCCCAGGCAUGCCCAUGCCUAAUGGGGGCAUCUGAGCCAGGAUCAGCAUUAUAGGAACUUACUGGGGGCUCAGGAUGCCUCUUGCUUCCCCCUUCCUUCACUUGCCCUGUCCUGUUGACUGGCCAUUGUCUGAGACACAAAUGAUCAGGCCUUUGCCCAACCCCAGAUUCUCUUUCUGCCCCUCCAUUGCCUGUAUCUACGUUUUUUUGGGCAUCUGAAAAACAAUAUUCAGGUCUUUUUUUCUCCCCCUUCUUUCACCUCACACUCCCAAACUUGUGAUGGUUUGGGAGCCAGUUUGGAAAUAAAAGUUGGGUGGUAACUGA